Molecule: messenger RNA, 1601 nt
Organism: Lagenorhynchus albirostris (white-beaked dolphin)
Lineage: Eukaryota; Metazoa; Chordata; Mammalia; Artiodactyla; Delphinidae
Gene: CXADR
Product: CXADR Ig-like cell adhesion molecule
Exons: 8
Coding region: 104-1132 (342 amino acids)
Biological process (GO): homotypic cell-cell adhesion
Cellular component (GO): intercalated disc; bicellular tight junction; basolateral plasma membrane
Molecular function (GO): cell adhesion molecule binding
Source: RefSeq, a predicted model, not a curated record
GCCGCCGCAGCCAGCGGGUCGGGAACGCGCGGGGAGCCGGGUGACUGAGACCCCGGGUAAGAGCCGCCUACCUGCAGUCGUCGCCCACAACUGGGCCGCCACCAUGGCGCUUCUGCUGCGCUUCGUGCUCCUGUGCGGAGUCGCGGAUUUCGCCAGAAGUUUGAGUAUCACUACUCCUGAACAGAUGAUUGAAAAGGCCAAAGGGGAAACUGCCUAUUUGCCAUGCAAAUUUACCCUCAGUCCAGAAGACCAGGGACCUCUGGACAUCGAAUGGCUGCUAUCACCAGCUGAUAAUCAGAAGGUGGAUCAAGUGAUUAUUUUAUAUUCUGGAGACAAAAUUUAUGACGACUACUAUCAAGAUCUCAAGGGACGAGUACAUUUUACAAGUACUGAUCUCAAAUCUGGUGAUGCAUCAAUAAAUGUAACAAAUUUACAGUUGUCAGAUAUUGGCACAUACCAGUGCAAAGUGAAAAAAGCUCCCGGUGUUGGAAAUAAGAAGAUUCAGCUGACAGUUCUUGUUAAGCCUUCGGGUACAAGAUGUUACAUUGAUGGAUCAGAAGAAAUUGGAAGUGACUUUAAACUAAAAUGUGAACCGAAAGAAGGUUCACUCCCAUUACGAUAUGAAUGGCAAAAAUUGUCCAACUCACAGAAACUGCCAACCUCAUGGUUACCAGAAAUGACUUCACCUGUUAUAUCUGUAAAAAAUGCCACUACCGAAUACUCUGGGACAUACAGUUGUACAGUCAAAAACAGAGUGGGCUCUGAUCAAUGCCUGCUACGCCUGGAUGUUGUUCCUCCUUCAAAUAGAGCUGGGACAAUUGCAGGAGCUGUUAUAGGAACUUUGCUUGCGCUAGUGCUCAUUGGUCUUAUCAUCUUUUGCUGUCAUAAAAAGCGCAGAGAAGAAAAAUACGAAAAGGAAGUUCAUCAUGAUAUCAGGGAAGACGUGCCUCCUCCAAAGAGCCGUACGUCCACUGCCAGAAGCUACCUCGGCAGCAAUCAUUCAUCCCUGGGAUCCAUGUCCCCUUCCAACAUGGAAGGGUAUUCCAAGACUCAGUAUAACCAAGUGCCAAGCGAAGACUUCGAGCGCGAUCCUCAGAGUGCGACGCUCCCAACUGCUAAGAGUGUGGUGUGAAUAUCGGUUGGAUUUGGUUUUGGCACUGAACACUAAAAGCUCCAAAGAACUCUGUUUUCUACUAACUUAAUGGCACAAGUGUUAAGAGAACCACAAUUCACUGAUUUUCAUCCCUAACUGUGGAUUUCUGUGACAAAUACACUUAUACUACUGAGAAGUAAUAUUUUGACACUUCAUAUAUGCAAGUAGAGAAUUGAUAGUGUCAGUUUCAAAAAUGAUUUUUUGUAUUUCAAGUUUCUGGCUUAAAUAUCCAAUGGUGCAGAUUUUGACAUUUGUAAGAACAAAAUUUGGUUUUAAAAAAAGCCAAAAACUUGCUCUGGUUUUGUGACCUUGUGUACCUUUAAAAAAAAUAAAAUCAAGAAAGUAGUUUUCUGCCUCAUGGUGUGGCUUCAUAAGCUUUAUUAUACUCUUCCUCCCUGCUUUUCUGAGCCAGGGUUUCCUUCUCCCCUCUCCUUUGCAUCUUUUAUUA